AGAGUGAUCAGUGCUCGUGGCUAACCUUAGAAUCCCGAAACAUAGUUCCGAAGUUUCCUAAUUCCCGAAUGGUGCCGGGGUUUCCCAUGUUUAUUCCAUUUCCCUGGCGCUCUCAUUGCUUUCCUUCCUUCCCGCAUGUUUUCCAAUAUGACUUGUAGGGUUUGCUCUCUCUGAAGUACGCCUUGUAAUAGCAAAUAAUCAGCCAUGGGAAUCCCCCUAGUUUUAAACACGAUUGUGUUGUAAAAAUAGUACAUAUUGUACAUAUCCACCAUAUCAGUGGUCGAAGAUGGAUGUUCCCGAAUCUUCCUCGCCAGAGCUUGUGCCACGAAACUAUCAAGACGAAUUGAUCCGCAUUUGUGUCAAGCAAAAUUCAAUCAUCUUUUUACCGACUGGAGCCGGCAAAACAUUCACCGCGCUCUGCGCAAUUAAGCAACUGGUUGGCGACGAUUUUGCAAGAACUUAUUCAGAGGGAGGUAAAUUAUGUGUUUUUCUGGUGAACACAGUUACCCUUGUGGCCCAGCACAAAAAAUACAUGGAACAAAAUACUCCUUACACCAUUGGUGCCUAUACAGGAGACAUGAAUUUAGACUAUUGGAGCAGGGAGCAAUGGCUACAUGAAUAUAACACUCAUAAUGUGAUCAUUAUGACCAGCCAAAUAUUAAAAAACAGCCUAACUACUGGCUUUUUAGAUUUAAACAAAGUAAAUGUAAUGAUAUUUGAUGAAUGCCACCAUGGAGUAGAUAAUCAUCCCAUGAGAGACAUCAUGCUUUAUUUCAAGAACUUAACAGAUCCUCCCAGAGUCAUUGGCCUGACUGCUACUCUGUUAAAUGGCAAUGUCAAGCCAAAUAUGGUUUUGGAGGAAGUACGAAAACUGGAGACAACUUUUCAUGCAAAAGUUGCCUCGGUUGAUGCACUUAUUAAUGUUGUAGGAUAUUCAACCAACCCAAAAGAAGAAAUUAUAGAAUACAGAUCACCAUCCAUCCAUCCUGUUAUUAAAGAAGCAUGUGAUAAUUUAGCGGCAUUGGAAGCAAUAAUUCGGCAGUUUAAAGCAAGCCCAGAGAAAGCAAAACCUAUUAAAAAUCUACAGUAUUUAAAGAAAGAGAAACCCUAUGAAAAAUAUUACAAGCUCCUAAUGGAUGCCCAGUUGCACUUCAAAAUGUUUGGAAUUGCCGGCACUAGGAUCGCCUGCAUUAUGUACAUGGUACACAUGCAACUAGAAAAGCGAAGUUGCAGCGAAGCGAAAACAUUGGCGGUUAUAAAUGCAAUUAUAGAUAUGUUCAAUCAAACCAAGCGCAAGAUGGACACAGUUUACCUAAGCAGUCCAUCGGAGCAACGAACACUCUUACUGAGUACGAACAAAGUCCAGAAACUGAUUCAGACACUCAUGACUUUCAAGAAUAAAUCCAAGCAGGAAUUGUGCGGAAUUAUAUUCGUCCAGCGUAAAAAUACGGCCAUGUUGCUGUAUCACAUACUCAACGAAGUAAAAAAGACUUAUGAUGAGAUGGACUUCAUUAAACCUGAUUUUAUUAUUGGGAACACAGCAAAUCCGCUCAACUCCACAAUUGAAUCAUUAUAUUACGCCAAGUUGAACAAGAAAGUUAUGGAUAGGUUCAAUUCGAAAGAAGUGAACUUGUUAAUUGCUUCUAAUGUCAUCGAGGAAGGGGUGGAUGUGCAGAUGUGUUCGAUUGUGAUCAAAUUUGAUAUAGUUCAGGAUUACAGGGCAUAUAUUCAGUCGAAGGGUAGAGCUCGACACGCUGCUAGUUUGUACUAUAUUAUGGUGGAGGCAACCGAAAGGGCACAAUUUACAAAUAAAUAUUUGACCUUCCAAUCUAUUGAAAGUGGCUUGAACAAUUACCUGAUUGGCUCCAAUGAUCAUAGGAAAAUGCCUGAUCAAAGCCGAAUUAAUGCAAUGUAUGAAGAAAAGAAGAUUUUUUAUGUUGAUGGACCUGGAUCAGCGAAUAUUUCGGAAUCAGUGGCGAUGUCUCUCCUUAUGAUGUACUGCAAUUCAACCAAAACUGAUAUGUACACCAAAUAUGAGCCCGUCUUUUAUGUUGAAGGCAACAUUGACAAAUGUCGAGUGUACAUUCAGAUGCCCACGUUUUGCCCUCUGAAAGAUUUGAUACCAGGUGAAUGGAAAAGCUCUAAGAAAGAAGCUAAAAAUUCCGCUGCGUAUAUGACGUGCAUAAAACUUUAUCAAGUUGGUGAGCUAUCUGCCGAAAUGCUUCCCGCCCCGGCGACAUUAAGUAAAGAGAACCUGGGAUUCCUUUUCACUCACUGGCCAGAGAAUGGUAACAAACGCGAUGGUGUUUCAAAGAAAACUCGAUCAUAUAUACGUCGAAUUCCCAAGGUAUUAAGUGCUCCAAUUGAAUCAGGAAAGAGAGUGUUUUUGCACAUCAUUAACAUGACACCGCUGCUCGGUGCCGAACAUGCAAUUUUAAACAACUUGUACUCUAAUGAUCUAUGCUUUGGUAUUAUCACAAGCGAAAAGUUGCCAAAUCUGUGUGAAUUUCCAACGUUUGUAACGCUGGGUCAAAUAUCCGUGAAACUUGACGUGAAUCAGAACAAUUUCGUAUUCAGCGCCCAGCAAGUAAGCUUGAUCAAACGUUUUCAUCACGUUAUUUUUGAUGGUGUCCUGGACAUUUUGUCAAGUAAGUCUUAUUUAAUGCUGGGUGACAAUCGGCCUAUGUACAGCUAUAUUGUACCCGUUCUAAAAUCAACGAAAUCCAUUGACUUCAAUAUUAUAAUGGAUCAUGAGGAUAUAGUUGACGUGAGCAAUGUGCUCACCAACGAAGAGAAACAAAGUUUAGUAGUCAACAACGAAACUUACUUGGAGAAGAUCGUCACUCCUGAUUACAGAGAAAGAAAUCGGCAUCAUUUGGUAAUGGAAGUUUGUGAAUAUAUCACGGCAGCAUCACCUUUUCCCAACAGUGAGUUCCAAAGUUACGCCGAUUAUUAUGAGUGCAAGUAUGACAGGGUGUUGGUAAAUUGUAAUUUACCUAUGUUGUCCGUAAAACCGCUCUCCUCCAAUAUGAAUUGUCACAAGCCUCGAGGCCUUGCAACAAAAAGGAAGCGUGAGGAAACAUUUGAGAUGUUUGUGCAGCAUUUUAGUCCCGAGUUGUGCGUUAAGCAGACCUUACCGGCGCAGUUGUGGGUUUCGGCGACAUUACUGCCAUCAAUCAUGCAUAGAAUCCAUCAAUUGUUAAUCGCUGAUGAAUUGAGGACCCUAAUUGCAAAACAAGCAAAUUUAGGUUCAUGCACUGUAAUGAAUUGGGUGCCGCUCAAGGUGGAUUCACGCGUAAUAAAUUACAAAUCAAACGUCGCCGAUGAAAGUUUACGUAAAAAUGAUUCCCUCUUCGAUGAAAACAUGCCCACCGAAAUGAAAGCACAAGAAAUUUCUGAUAUGAUCACCAAGUUCACACCAGGUGAUCAUAUUGUUGAUGCCAGUAUUAACAAGACUUUCAAUGACGUAAUGAUAGACGCUCAGUAUCCUUGGGAAGCAGAAGUUGAACCAAUCGAUUGUUACCGAAACCUGGACGUUACCCUCGGCGACAUUGAAUUAUUUGCGAAGUUUAUUAACACGCGUUAUGAAACUGCUCCCAAUGCUAACCCAACCCCAAUGAUUCAAAAUAAUGGUUGCCUUGCAAUAAACUACACUCCACCGGAAUAUCAAUACAAAACCAUCGGAUUAUUAUCAGAAAAAUCUACCAAUCACAAAGGUCCUGAAUUAUGUUCGGUAUAUGAAGCUUUAACAACAGCUAAAGCUCAUGAUAUUGUGAAUUUGGAAAGAUUGGAAACCUUGGGAGACUCUUUUCUAAAGAUGGCUGCGUCAUUGUACGUCUUCAAUAAAUUCCCGCAUUUUUCUGAAGGGCAAGCAACGGAAUUGAAGGGUAAACUCGUUAGUAAUCGGAAUUUAUUCUAUUUGGCACAAAAACAUGGCAUUGGUGGACUGAUCGUGAACAGUGAAUUCAACCCGAAGGACGAAUGGCUUCCACCUGGAUACUGCACCCCAGUGGAAGUGCAAGAAAUGAUCCUUCGACAAGACGCAUCUAUCGCGUGUUUAUUUGAGAUUGAUAUUCCAAGGGAUGAGCAAAUUUCGGGUGAAUUAAGUGAUGCAACAUUCGAACUCAUCCAAGAUCGCCGAGAGGAUAUCGAAGAGGAUGAAACGCAGGACAAUGGAUAUGCAUCAAUGUGUCAUUACAUUGGUAGACAGGUGAUUGGUGAUAAGACGCUGGCAGACGUAAUUGAGUCUAUUAUUGGAAUAUAUGUGGGCGCUAUGGGUAUAAACGGCGGGAUGAAAAUUCUUGAAUGGUUGCGCAUUAUUCCCGAAGACGCGAUUAAGGCUACAUUCGGCGCGACUAUACCGAAUCCAAUCAUUAAAGAAAAUUGUUCGCAGAGAGAUAUUACCGCACAACUGUCGAACUAUGAAGCGAGCCAAGUGGAGAAGAUUUUGGAUUAUAACUUUAGAAAUCGCGCGUUUCUGCUACAAGCUUUAACGCAUUCGUCAUACAAUGGUAAUCACAUUACGCAGUCAUAUCAGCGUUUGGAAUUCAUAGGCGAUGCGGUUUUGGACCUUCUGAUCACGCUUUUUAUUUUUGAGAAUAACACGCAGUUGAACCCGGGUGACUUGACUGAUCUCAGAUCUGCACUGGUGAAUAAUGAAACUUUUGCGGCGUAUAUCAUUAAACUAGGCUUGCACAAAUAUCUGAAGCAUUACAAUACGAAACUGACGUCACUCAUCGCCAAAUUUGAGUCGUUCCAGAAUAUGAGGAAGAAUGAAAUUACGGGCGAUGUGCUCUUACUUUUAGAUGAAGAUAAUUUACACUUGGCGGAAAAUGUGGAUGUUCCAAAGGUAUUGGGUGAUUUAUUUGAAUCAAUUAUGGGUGCAAUAUUCCUCGAUUCCGGCAUGGAUUUACUGACAGUUUGGCGUGUGAUACACAAAAUAAUGUGGCGAGAAUUCGACUCAUUCUCAAAAGAUAUCCCGAAGAAUCCGAUACGCAUGUUGCAUGAAACUCUAGCACCGCUUCGACCAAAGUUCAGUGAUCCUGUGGAUGUGGACCAAGGAAGUAGGACAAUGAUCAAGUUAGAUUUCAAUCUGCAGGGCACGCUUACCCGUGUGCACGGUUUCGGAGAUAACAAAACGAACGCAAAGAAAGCAGCGGCUAAAGUAGCGCUGCGUUUACUCAGCGUUAAAAAGAAGUAAAAUGGUUUCGUAACAUCGAUAACAUCAAAAAUUCCAUGGCGUUAUACAUUAAUUUCAUUAGAUUUAUGUACUAUAUUAAGUUUGCACGCGUCAAGUUCUAUACGAUUGUUAUAUUUUUCAUGAAUUAUAAUUUUAACUAACCUUCA
Messenger RNA from Dalotia coriaria, 5346 nucleotides. RefSeq names its product endoribonuclease Dicer-like. NCBI's taxonomy places the organism in Eukaryota, Metazoa, Arthropoda, Insecta, Coleoptera, Staphylinidae. The coding region runs from base 287 to 5200 and encodes 1637 amino acids. Gene Ontology annotation, biological process: rRNA processing; apoptotic DNA fragmentation; siRNA processing. The record is from RefSeq and is a predicted model, not a curated record. Gene Ontology annotation, molecular function: ribonuclease III activity; deoxyribonuclease I activity; ATP binding. The transcript has 10 exons. Gene Ontology annotation, cellular component: nucleus; cytoplasm; RISC complex.